Molecule: messenger RNA, 1382 nt
Organism: Paramecium sonneborni
Lineage: Eukaryota; Ciliophora; Oligohymenophorea; Peniculida; Parameciidae
Source: the annotation of a GenBank genome assembly
AAGAAAAUGAAUUUAUUAGAGGAUUUAGAAAAUAAUGGAACUCAAUAAAUGGAUUUGCUUAAUUUUGAGUAUGAUUAAUUAAUUAAUUAAAUUAUUAGUCAUUAAGCUAAUGUGAUACCAAAUGUAGAUUUUUAUAAUGCAAUUGUGGUGAAUGAAUUUAUGAAUAAUCGAAUUAUAGAAGUUAAAGAUGGAGAAGUAGUAAAAGAAGGAUAUAUAACUAAAUAUAAGUUGUAUUUAGUAAGAACAAAAAAAUAAGGAGGAGAAUGGGAAACAGAAGUAUCAAGGAGAUUUAGUGAUUUUGAAUGGUUAUACUAGGAAUUGAUUAAUAAAUAUGGUGGAUAUAUAAUUCCUGCAAUUCCUGAAAAGCAUCUACUAACUAAAGUUAAUUUAGCUAGUUAUGAGGUAAUAUUUUCGAUUUAAAAUUUAAAAAUAUAGUUUUCAGAAAAGAGAAGAAAAGACCUUUAGUAAUUUCUUUAAAGGAUACUUAAUCAUCACCAUCUUAGAUAUGUGCCAGAAUUAAGAAUAUUUAUUGAAGAUAAAGAAAAAGUAUUAAUAAAAAUGAUUUUAUUAGUUUAUUUCACUUUUAAAAGGAGAAUUGGAAUAAAAUAAGACAAUUGAAUAAAAAUGUGAUAAUCUAUUACAAUCUGUUAAGACUCUAUGGCAUAGUAGUACUAUAGCAGCAAAAGGUUAAGAUCAUUCAAAAAUGUUUGAUGGAAGCGAGAAGGAUCUAACUUAUGAUGAAACACUUCUUUUAGCUUUUUCUAUGAAAGGUAAUAAACUUAAAACUGUUGUUGAAGAACAUGUAAUUACAUUAAGAGAGGAAGCAAAAACAUUAAAUGAUUAAAAUGAAGCUCUCUAUUCUUGGAGUAAUUUAUAAUUAUUUAUAUUAUUUAGAUGGAUUAGGAUCUGCUAGUGAAGAAGAUAUUUCUUAAUUUAAAUUAUUGAAGUAUAACAAUGAAAUCAGAUAAACCAAAAUUAAUAGAGAAAUUGAAGACAUUGAUAGAAAAUUCUUGCCAAGACUUUAAAAUUCUUUGUUUGAAAUAGAAUGGGCAUUGACAGCUUGUAAAAGAAGAAGAAAUCUAUAAUAAUAACUAUUAAUUGAUUAAUAAAGAAUUGAAUAACUUAAAAUGUAAUACACAGAUAAUUCAAGCAGAGUAUUUAUUAUAAUCAUUUUAAGAGAGAUUUAGAAAUGGAUGUACUCAAAACUAAAUAUCAAAAAAAUAAAGAUAAAAGUGAUAAAAUGUCUAUUAUCAUGUAGGAUGAACUAUUGAAUUUUAUCACAGAAAUGAAACAACAAUUAAAAUCAAUUAUAGAAGAAUGGAGAACUAUUAUGAAGAGUUUAUCCAAAAAUGUUAUUGAAGAUGAUAAUGAUUGAAAUAUAU